Molecule: messenger RNA, 504 nt
Organism: Penicillium maclennaniae
Lineage: Eukaryota; Fungi; Ascomycota; Eurotiomycetes; Eurotiales; Aspergillaceae
Exons: 1
Coding region: 1-504 (167 amino acids)
Source: RefSeq, a predicted model, not a curated record
AUGUUCGACCCCCCGUAUGCUGUCGCACCACUCACUGGAGGUCUCGUACCGGUGACGACGACUGUUGCGAUGACCCAGCCAGAGACACAGAGUACCCCCAGCGCAACUCCUGCCACUGAUACUACCGCCACGCCGAUAGCCACCACUACGGUGGCGGUCAUGACAGAAUCCUCUUACUCUAGUGCAGAGCCUACUUCGCCUGUGGUGGAGACCUCUUCCUCUAGUGCAGAGUCAACUUCGCCCAUGAUGGAGACCUCUUCCUCUAGUGCAGAGUCGACUUCGCCCGUGAUGGAAACCACUUCCUCUCAGGAUGACGUUACUUCUUCCAAUGCCAUGCCGACUACGGCGUCAUCUAUUACUGGCCAGGCUGCUGGUUCGUCAUCAUCCUUCAGCACCGUCUCCAGUCCAGCCACUACUUCUGCGACAUUCAAUGCUGCGAGCAAAGAAAGUGGGCGGGGCGCGUGGCUGGGUUUGAGUCUCUUCGCGAUGGCAAUCUUGCUCUAA